UGCCGAAGCUUGUGAUCCAUCCGUUUGCACAGGGAGCCCAUGCCCCAGUAGAUCUAAUGGACGCCGGUCGGCGCUAUGGAGGCACAUUUCCGACGCAGAGAUUUGUUUUCAUCCGCCAGCCGAUCCGGGCAACGCCCACUUGAUGAAUCUCACAUACAUUUGUGAGCUUUGAAUCAGCGAGGAGUGCACAUAUCGCAGCAAAGCUGCAGGGUGGUGCACUCAAGAAUCUGAAUCACGGACUUGUUUCGAUUUCGCCUGAUUUGGGCUGUGGUCUUCGUGUGAAGAACAGCAAUUUGCAAAUCGAAGGAAGAAUGGAUUGAUUUGUUGGUGGAUUACUCAUUUCGCUGUUGGCUCUGUUUUUGAUUCUCUGCUUGUGAGUGUUGCGGAAUCUCACGUACCUGUAACGCCACAUUGUAGAUACUGAAAUUGUCUAUGGCUUCCUUUUUGCAGCUGGCACAACCUGUACACCCAGAAAUCUUGUGUCAAUUCUCGGUGUAUCUUUCCCACAAAUUGAUUCUGGAAUUUUAAAGUCUGAGACAAUGGUGACACCUGUUGCAUCAUCAUCGCCUGCGCUGCAUUUAAUUCCUGCACUGUGCGCCUCAUCGCGCAACGCAAGCCUUCACUCUAAAGAGUCUAAAAUUAUAUGGAGCACGAGUAAAAGCAAACUAAAACAGGAUCCCUCGGCCACAUUGAGUUCCCCGUGGAGGGCAUCUCGAAGUGCAGCUCUGUUCAGCAGUGAGGUCGUGCGUCCUUCCCCACGUCCCAGAAACUUGACAUCGAGCAUUUCAGUGCAAUUAACUGAGAAGAUGGCGGACAAUGCGGAUAAGACCGUGCGCUACAAAAUUCAUUAUUACAGGAAGAAUGGGGUCUACGAUCACUGGGGUUUGCACAUUUGGGGUCGCAUCGCAUCGCCAACUGAAUGGAAUAGCCCUUUAGCUCCCGCUGGUUCGGACGAAUUUGGAAUCUAUUGGGAGGUGGAUGCCAUGGACGGUGAAGUUCAUUUUGUUGUGCAUCAAGGGGACAGUAAGGACUGUGAGGGGACCAUCUCGUCUGGAAAGGACAUCGAGGUAUGGCUAGUUUCAGGGAGACCGACAGUUUUUUCACAAAAGCCUGAUCCCAAAUGUCUUCCCCAGGGUGACCUUAGCAAAUCACGAGCGUUCUGGAUUAAGGAGGAUUUGCUUGCUUGGAACGCCAGUAAUGAAAACGACAAGUUUUUCCUACAUUCCAGCAAUGCUGCUAGUCUAAAAGUCACUGCAAAUGGUGUAGAAGGUGCGGACGUUGUCGUAAAGCUGGCAGAAGAUCCGAAUGGUUUACCCCCGAAGGUGUUGGACAAGUUUCCUCACAUCUCAGGUUAUCGCGCUCUGCGGAUUCCUACCGAUGUAGAUGUCAAGAAAAUAUUGAAGACUCAGUUAGCCUUGUCAGCUACUGAUGAACAAGGACAAGCUACAGAUGCUACGGGUAUCCAAGUGGGAGGUGUUUUGGAUGAUUUGUUUGCCUACGACGGCCCUCUUGGCGCGAAUGCAAUAAAAGAUGGUGUUUCAAUCAACCUUUGGGCACCUACAGCACAGAAUGUGCGUUUGUUUUUGUAUUCUACACCAACAGGUGGAGAGCCUGAAGAGAAACUGCAGCUCCACGAAAGCAACGGUGUGUGGUCGACUUUUGGACCAAUCUCUUGGAAGGGCAAAUACUACCUCUAUGAGGUUACAGUUUACCAUCCAGCAUCUCGAGUAGUUGAAGUUUCUCUGGCAAACGAUCCCUAUUCUCGUGGCCUUUCUGUCAAUGGAGAGAAGUCUCUUAUUAUAGACAUGGCGGAUGCACAUCUUGCUCCCGAAGGUUGGACAAACCUUGGCAACGAGAAGCCUCAUCUUGAAUCAUUCAACGACAUGGCCAUUUAUGAGCUUCACAUCAGAGAUUUCAGCAUAUCAGAUAAGACCGUUGAUCCAGCAGUGGCGGGAGGAUACUUGGCAUUUGCACAGAAGGAUUCUGCAGGAGUAACUCAUUUGAAGAAGCUGGCUGAAGCUGGUCUCACGCAUGUUCACCUCCUCCCCUCCUUUGACUUUUCAAGUGUCGACGAAAGAAAAGAGACGUGGAAAACUGUCGAUGAGGAUAAACUGUCUAUGUAUGCACCCAAUUCAGAGGAGCAACAAAAAGCCAUUGUGGCAAUUCAGGACCAAGAUGCCUUCAACUGGGGAUACGAUCCAAUAUAUUGGGGUGUGCCAGAAGGCAGUUACGCAACUGAUCCUAAUGGUCCGGCCCGUACAGUGGAGUUUCGGACUAUGGUGCAGGCCCUCAACAGGUCGGGAUUACGUGUUAUCCUGGACGUCGUCUAUAACCAUCUUCAUGGCAGCGGCCCUUCGGGCCAUCACUCGUGUUUGGAUAAGGUAGUACCACAUUAUUACCUUCGGCUGAACAAGGACGGAUAUGUAGAGAACAGUACCUGCAUGAACAACACAGCCUGUGAACAUUACAUGGUGGACCGACUUAUUGUCGACGACCUUAAGCAUUGGGCAGUGAACUACAAGGUGGAUGGCUUCCGCUUUGAUCUUAUGGGGCACUUAAUGAAGCAUACGAUGGUAAGAGCAAAAGAGGUACUCAGAAGAUUGACACUCCAAAAGGAUGGUGUGGACGGUUCAAAGAUCUAUAUUUAUGGAGAAGGAUGGGAUUUUGGCGAAGUGGCCAAUAAUGCACGCGGUGUAAACGCCGUUCAACAGAAUUUAGCUGGGACAGGCAUUGGCAGCUUCAAUGAUCGCAUACGCGACACUUGUCUCGGUGGAUCUCCAUUUGGAGAUCCCUUGCAACAGGGUCUGGUCACCGGCCUUGCUCUCCAGCCCAACUCUUUGUUCCAGGGCGGUGAAGACGCCAUGCACAAUGCUCUUGCAGCAACAACGGACUGGGUGAUGCUAGGAAUUGCUGCCAAUUUGAAAGACUACUCAUUUGUCUCCUACAAGGGAAAUGAGGUGAAAGGAGAUGAGGUUCUCACUCAUGACGGUAAACCAGUGGCGUAUGCUUCCAGUCCAGAAGAGUUGGUGAAUUACGUCUCGGCACAUGACAACGAGACGUUAUUUGACAUCGUCAUGCUGAAGAGUGCAGAUGAAGUAACUUUGGAACAGAGGUGCCGCAUUAACCAUCUUGCGACCAGUAUCGUUGCCCUCGCUCAGGGAAUUCCUUUCUUUCAUGCAGGAGACGAAUUACUACGUUCCAAGUCCUUGGAUCGUGAUUCUUACAACUCAGGGGACUGGUUUAAUAGGCUAGAUUUCUCAUAUGAAUCAAAUAAUUGGGGUGUUGGUCUUCCUCCUAUGGGCAAAAAUGGUGAAAAGUGGCCACUCAUGCGGCAUUUACUGGGUAAUCCAGCAUUUAAGCCCAGCAGGAAACACAUCCUUGCCGCGUUGGCGAACUUCCAAGAGUUCCUGCGCAUACGGUUCUCAUCACCACUGUUUCGGCUGAGAACCGCAAAUGCUGUUCAGGCAAGGCUGAAUUUCCAUAAUACGGGACCUUCAAGCAUCCCUGGAGUCAUCAUGUUCAGCUUGCAUGACGGUGAUGAGGGAAAACCCGGCCUUACUCAACUCGAUCCAAAUUUCAGAUGCAUUGCUGUCGUGAUCAAUGCUAGGCCAACGAAGCUCGAUUUUGAGGUUAAUACAUUCAAGCAUUGCAAUUUGACACUUCAUCCUAUCCAGGAACAUUCCGCGGAUGAAGUCGUAAAAAAAUCUUCCUUUGAACCAAGCAAAGCAAUUUUUAGGGUGCCCCCCCGGACAACUGCGGUGUUUGUGGAGUUGAGGUGACCAAAAGGAACUUAAAAAUAUUUUUGCUAUAUUUUUUACAUAGUAAUUUUUCUUUAAUUCAGAAUGAGUAGCCGUAGAUAUACUGUUGAAGAGCUGGUAAUAAGAGGAAAUGAGCACAUCCUGGUGCUUUCUUCAUACUUCUGUGACCUUCCAAGCGCUGAAGCUUAGUAACAGGUUUUGCACAGGUUACACUGGUAUUGAAAGAAUAAUUUUCAAUUUCUGUAGCAAUCUCAGAGGAAUAUUUGUUUUAAAAGAUUUCUUAAAUGGAAUAUGCUAUUAACAUUCCGCAAU
Molecule: messenger RNA, 4070 nt
Organism: Physcomitrium patens
Lineage: Eukaryota; Viridiplantae; Streptophyta; Bryopsida; Funariales; Funariaceae
Source: RefSeq, a predicted model, not a curated record